Molecule: messenger RNA, 1498 nt
Organism: Alnus glutinosa
Lineage: Eukaryota; Viridiplantae; Streptophyta; Magnoliopsida; Fagales; Betulaceae
Product: transcription factor PIF4-like
Exons: 6
Coding region: 127-1002 (291 amino acids)
Biological process (GO): regulation of DNA-templated transcription
Molecular function (GO): protein dimerization activity; DNA-binding transcription factor activity
Source: RefSeq, a predicted model, not a curated record
AUUUCUUCGUUUCCCGACGCGGGCGUCUCAAUUAAGUCCCAGGAAAAUAUAUAUAUAUACCCCCACAAUCUGGUUGCAGCUAUCGUGUGUGAAUUUGUGAGAGUGGAGCACCCACUUUAGCUUAACAUGAGGCGAUUAGUCCCAGAUCAGUUGGAAUUCACUACUGCCGCCAACGAAGAGGGUGAUCUCUGGAAUCCCUCUCUAAAUGAUGGAGAUGUGUCAUUGCUUCCUGAUCAUCCUGGUGACCUCGAGACCAAUCCUUGGCUUAAUACUUCUUGUAAUUCUUUCAGCACUGGAGCCUCUGAAUCAGAGAGUUUUCAAGAUAGUUUUGGAGUUCUGCCGGAUGUUCUAGAUCAGCUUCAUCCAACAGUACCACUAGUGCAGGCCACGUCUAAUGCUUUGACUGAGAGAGAGGUUUUGGAUGCAGUGGUUGAGGGAAAAUCAAGUGGGAAGAGAAGGAAAGCUGAUGACUUGUUUUAUCGAGGGGGUCAAAGCAAAGGAGGUGGUGUGGUGUCUGAAGAAAUGAAGACAGAGCAAGAUGAGCGGCCCAAAAGAACGCGUUCUGCUAAAACACAUAAUAUGUCUGAGAGGAGGCGUAGGGACCGGAUAAAUGGGAAGAUGAAAGCUUUGCAGGAGCUGAUACCCAACUGUAACAAGUCAGACAGAGCUUCAAUGCUGGAUAAAGCCGUAGAGUAUCUUAAAGCCUUAAAGCUUCAUGUUCAAAUGAUGUCUACUGGUGGGGGAGCUCUGUGCCAAGUUCCAUACAUGUCACCAGCUGGGAUCCAAAGCACAAAAAUUCCCCAUUCUUUACAAUUUAUGGAUAUGCUGUCAAGGCCAGGAUUUGGAAUGGGAAUGGUUAGCGCGUGUUACUCAACAGUCCUUCCCAUGAUAACCGCUCCCUUGCCUUUAUCUCCAUCCAUUUCCCUCAGCAGCUGCAGGAUUUUAUUUGAUUUCUGGAUCAAGAGUUCUUCCAGUCCCUCAAUCGCAAGUGCCUCUCAUUGACUCACAAGCAUUGCCUACAAACACUGCCACAUCCACUGUGCCUCCACAGUUUACCAGGGAAUUGGUUACCCCAUUCAACUAUUCAAACCAAGGGGAGUCUAGCUCCCAAAGUAUCCCAACAAUUCCCAGAAAAAUGUAACCAACCUGGUUCAUCACUGACUGUGCCAGCAAGUCAUGUAAUAAAAUGAUCAGACGGCUCCAUCCUUCAAAGAUGAAGCUGGCUGCAGCUGUUCGAGUUACUGAAAGAGUCUACUUUUAUCUUUUAUGGUCACUCGGGACUUUGUAACUUAUAAUUUGCAUAACAGCGGGUGGUUGUGUUUGAUGUUUGCAGCAGGAUGAUCGAAGAAAUCCUUGACAGUGGCCUAUGAGUUUCCAAUCUCUGAACUUCUAAAAUAUGUAAUAUUAUAGUGUUGAUUCCCCAAUGCUACAUUUCUAGCUGGUUGCAUGUAUAGGUACCUUAAAUCCUAUAAAUCUUUAAAUAAGAAUAUUGUAGUGU